Molecule: messenger RNA, 3019 nt
Organism: Rhagoletis pomonella (apple maggot)
Lineage: Eukaryota; Metazoa; Arthropoda; Insecta; Diptera; Tephritidae
Product: probable RNA-binding protein 19
Exons: 5
Coding region: 144-2870 (908 amino acids)
Cellular component (GO): nucleus; cytoplasm; ribonucleoprotein complex
Molecular function (GO): mRNA binding
Source: RefSeq, a predicted model, not a curated record
UGAUUUGGCCAGAGAACGUAAAAAACCUACGUUCUUAUUUGACACUUGAUUUCACGUGUAUUGCAAAACAUAAACAAUGCGGGUUUUACUUUAACCAAUUCACUUAUAAUUAAAAAGGUGUUUCAGUUGAAAAUAUUAAAAACAUGUCACGAAUAAUUGUAAAGCAACUACCAAAGAAUGUCAGCGAGGAAAAGCUCCGCAGCCUUUUCGGAACGAAAGGCACCAUCACUGACAUGCAGCUGAAAUACACUCCAGAUGGAAAAUUUCGUCAGUUCUGCUUCAUUGGGUAUCGUACUGAAGAAGAAGCGCAUGAAGCAAUCAAGUAUUUUAAUAACACUUGUAUACAAACAAGUCGCAUUAGAGUUGAAGCGUGCGCCGCGCUUGGCAGUGAGGAUAAACCACAACCACGCAGCAAAAGUGCCCGAAAGGCUGAGGCUGAUGUCAUUCAAAAGGUAUCACAGAAAGAGAAAGAUGAAAACAAAACCAAGAAGAAAAGUUCGAAUUUGGAAGAUAUUAUCAGCAAACAUAAAGAUGAUCCAGAUUUUCAAGAGUUCAUGAAAGCUCAUGAUAAGAAGCGUGCUUUAUGGGCAAAUGAUGCUGGUGAUGUUUUAACACCUUCUGAGGAAGUUGAAGAAAAUGUCGAAGAGGAAGUAGAUAUUAAAUCCACAGACAAUGAAAAUAUCGAUGAGGAUGAAAAGUUUGACGAUGAUGAUAACGAAAAUAAGGAAAAGUUGGCGGAAAUGCCAAUUAGUGAUCUGGAUUACAUGAAAAAUCUUAUGGCCAAAGCAACAUCGACAUCGGAAAGCAAAAAAAGUAAAACAAAAGCAGCACUUGAUCUGUACACAAUAAAAAUGCAUAAUGUGCCAUACAAGACUAAACGACAGGAGAUUUUGAAAUUCUUUAAACCGCAAAAACCAUAUUCUGUACGGUUGCCAACAAAUGUACAUGGAUUUUGUUAUGUUGGAUUUAAAACCGAUAAAGAAAUGGCAAAGGCAAUGCUUAAGAAUAAAAGUUUCAUAAAAGGAAAACAAGUGUUUUUCUCAGAUUUUACAGAGAAAAAUAAAAUAACCAAAUCAAAAUGUGAGAAAGGCGAGAAGACCACAGAUCUCCACAAGUUAGAGUCUACAAAUCCUAAAUGGGCUCAACAGGAGCAAAGCGUACGCAAUGAAGAAGGAAUCGCUGAGUCUGGUCGUAUUUUUUUCCGUAAUCUAGCGUAUACAGUGGCAGAAGAUGAGCUCCAAAAGCUCUUUGAAAAAUUCGGGCCCAUUGCUGAUAUAAAUUUGCCGGUGGAUGCUGUAACGCGCCAAAUAAAAGGUUUUGGUACAGUAACAUUCGUUAUGCCUGAACAUGCGGUAAAUGCGUUUAAUAGUUUAGAUGGAACAGAUUUUCAUGGGCGACUAUUGCAUCUUAUACCAGGAAAAAAUAGAGAUGACGAACAAAGGGAUGAUGAAAAUGACCCAUCCUUGACUUUUAAGCAAAAGAAAGCGCUGAAACUAAAAAAAGCCUCACAACAAGCUGGUAGUUGGAACACUCUUUUUAUGGGUGCGAAUGCUGUGGCGGAAAUAUUAGCUAAACGUUUCGAAACGACCAAAGAGAAGGUUUUAGACACCAGUGAUGGUGGUUCAAGCGCUGCAGUUCGCAUUGCUUUGGGAGAAACUCAAAUCGUAAUAGAAAUGAAAAACUUUCUUGAAGAGAAUGGAGUUCGUCUUAGUGUAUUUGAUUCCCCCAUAGUAAAGCGUUCCAAAACCAUUAUUUUGGCAAAAAAUUUACCUGCUGCUACAACAGUGGCCGAUUUAACGCCAAUAUUCGCCAAGUUCGGACCUAUAGGUCGGCUAAUCUUACCUCCCAGUGGUGUCACUGCAUUGAUUGAGUACUGUGAUCCAUCAGAGGCAAAACAAGCUUUCAAAAAAUUGGCAUACAGCAAAUUUAAAAAUGUGCCAUUAUAUUUGGAGUGGGCACCAGAGCAGACAUUCACAACAACACUGAAUGGAGAACCAAUUAUUCCCAAACAAGAAGAGAUAAGCAAUGCGUAUAAUGAAAAAACUACAAAGGAAACAGCGGAAAACAUACCCAAAGCAGACGAAAAUAUGGAUACAGCUCGAGAAGGCAACAAUUCUCAAACUAAGGAGGAUGAUGAUAAUUUAGAUAGUGAACCGCCAGAAGCAAACACAACACUCUUUCUUCGCAAUCUAAAUUUCAAAACCAUUUCCGAAACAAUAAAAAAUCAUUUCAAGCACUUAGGACCAAUACACACUAUAGAAAUAGCGAAGAGAAAAGACCCCAAAAACCCACGCAACCAAGUCUCAAUGGGAUAUGGGUUUAUACAGUUCAAAUUGACUGGAACCACCGAAAAAGCACUGAAAGAAAUGCAAUUUACACAGAUCGAUGGUAAUCAAGUGGAAUUGAAGCGCAGCGAUCGAACAUUGAAGUCGCCCUCACUUGUACCCCGAAAGCAUUCAGUGAAAACGCAGCAAACUGGCACAAAAAUACUUGUACACAAUAUACCUUUCCAGGCGAAAGAGAAGGAAGUCCGCGAAAUUUUCAAAGCAUUUGGGGAUCUUCGUUCUGUGCGUUUGCCGAUAAAAAUGACCCCAGGUGCAGAUUCCCAUAGAGGUUUCGGCUUUGUUGAUUUUAUUACAAAAAGUGACGCUAAAAAGGCUUUUGAUGCUCUGAGCCAGAGCACCCAUUUGUAUGGGCGCCGGUUGGUGCUGGAAUGGGCAUCUGCAAAUGACGAAGAUGUAGACGAAAUCCGCAAACGCACCGCAGCAGAUUAUUAUGCCAGUGCAAGUGUAACCAAGCAAAGUAGAAAAGCGCUAUUCAACGCUGCUGAGCAUUUCCCAGAGGCUGACGAAGACGAAGGCGGAGAAUAGAUGGAAGUUUAAUUAAUAUACUUUCAUAGUUAUGUUUAAUAAUAAUAAUAAUAUAUUUUUUUUAUAUAACUGCACUACAAAAUACAUAUGUUCAUAUGUAGAUAAACUAUAAAGUAUGUAGAUAAGCAAGAAUAAUUUUACAUAAAGGU